AUGUCCACCUUCUCUUCGCUGUCCUCCAUCUCUGCUGCAUCACCGCCCCCAUCUCUCUAUUCGCGUCUCCCGGGCGGGAAACAGGCGCAGGCACGCGGGUCGCGCGUUGAGAGCGCGUCUCGCGCGCGACACGCUCGCACGACCAGUAGCAGAGGGUCUUCGGAGGGUUGGCAGUCGCCCAAGUCGAGCUCGUCCAGCCUAUGGUUCGCGCACGCUCUGCCGCGCUACGAUGCGCGAUUUGAAGGGUCAGAUUCAAAUCAUGGCGAAACUCGAGAUGUCCUUGAGUCCAAGUCCGUGACUAAAGUCCGAGCAUUCGCACCAUGCAACGAGGCUGCCCGGCUCUUCCGCGGCUCGGGUAAGCUGCAGGCUGCAGGAACCCAGGCCCAUCAGGUCCACCACGCAUCCUCCGGCUGGCUUCCCCCACGGGCCUCUCCUUCUCUUCCCCGUGACGGUGCAAUCUCUGUUAAUACCACCGCACCCUCUUCCUCUCGCCACCUUUACACCAACACUCUUCCCGCCUCCCCGCACCGACACCGUGCCCCCCGGAGAACAUUUGGAAAUAGUCAAUACGCCUAUCUUCCCCCAUCGGCCUCUAUCGCUUCCUUCGCCGUCUCUGAGCCUUCCCCAGCAUCCUUUGAGCCUUCGACGCCGUCGCCGUCCCCACGCGUCCAACGGUCGCGUCCCCAAAGAUCACCCUCCACGCCCCCACGUACUUUCCUCCUCAGUCGCGGCUUCGCUCCGACGUGCGGCCGCCCCACCCUCGCCAUGUCCAUGCAAAUACACGCACCCUCCCCCGUCCUCUCCUCCUCCCGCGUCUUCUCACCAGCUCCACCAGCAAACCGCGGACGGUCGCCCUCGCGCCCCUCCAGCAGUCGACCAACGUCCCCUCAGGUUCUGCCAACACAACUGCCGGGUCUGCGACCGCCGAUGCCGAGACCGCCGAGCCGUUCCGAACGCCUCCUGCGCGACACGCUCCGCCGUGCCGAAGAGCACGACCGCAUGUUGAGCCCGCCGCUGCCUCCCCUGAGCCCAGGUCUCUACCCCGCCGGCCCCCUUGGUGUGGGCGCGCGGAGCCACCCCUCGACGCCCAGGAGCCAGCGCCAUCGCCGCAGCACGUCCUCGAGCGACUCGUUCGACUAUCCCGCGGAGCGGGCCGAGGAGGUGGAUACGGACGACGGGGACGCGCGCGACUAUCUGUGGCGCACGGCCUCUGCGAGCAGCGAGUCCUCGUGCAACCACGCGCAGCACGCGCAGGCGCAGUACGCCCACCAGCUGCAUGGGCGGGCGCUCGUGCGUAACAGGAGCAUGACGAGUGCGGACAGUCCCAAGAAUGCGCAUGCGAUAAAGACCCGGGCCCAGCCCCAGAUACAGCAGUCGCCCGUGUCCAAGCGGGCGUCGCUCGAUGCGGAGCGUCCGCAUUCACACCAGCACCAACAUCAGUAUGCGAUGACCCCGCACGAGGCGGUGUUACGCAGCCGGCUAGAAGGCGUGCUGCGCGGUGCGAAGGAGCAAGAGCGCAGAACGCAGAGCGUUGAGCGACGGGACGGAGGUAGCGGUAGUGGAAGUGGGAGCGGGAACUCGAUGGCGAGCAGCCGGAAUUUGAGUGCGGAGGGCGACCUGUUCUUUGGGGCAGUCGAAGACUCGAGCGUCGCCUCGCUCGGCUCGGCGGACGCCAAGUACCCCAAGAAUCGCACGGGCUUCUCCCCGCGCUCGCCACGCGUGGGCGGUGCGCUACCGCAGCCGUCGGUCUCGCCAUCGUCGACGUCGGGCAGCCCGCGCACGCCACCGGACUCGCCGCCGUUCGACGCGCACACCGCUGCGGCGCUCUGUCGCGCGAUGGAUGGGUACGUGAGCUUCGCGAACAUCGAGGGGCUCGGCGUGCCCGGGGGCGAGGAGGAGGACGAGGAGAGCGUGAAGGAGCACGGGCGGUGGUGGGGGUGGUUGACUAUUCCCAAGCGGAGGGAGCGCAGUGAUAGUGCGAGCAGCUUUGCGUCGGGAUGA
Sparassis crispa is the source of this 2001-nucleotide messenger RNA. RefSeq lists its product as hypothetical. The transcript has 4 exons. Lineage: Eukaryota; Fungi; Basidiomycota; Agaricomycetes; Polyporales; Sparassidaceae. Bases 1 to 2001 code for a protein of 666 amino acids. The record is from RefSeq and is a predicted model, not a curated record.